GAGGAAAGGAAAAUGAUGUAUGCUUUUGUUCGAUUUUUUGAAGACGAUCGGUGUUGCGCUUUGCCCGUUUCCAACAUCCAAGAUUUCAACGCCGAGCACGGAGCCGAUUUCGAUCAUCGGAAGGUGUAUGUGGUUCGCAGGGCAGAAGAAGAGAAUGGCAACGCAGGCCAGCCGGGCGAGGCUCACAUCCUUGCCCUUGCAGAUGCUGUAGAGGAGUUUGAAGACUUUAUAAUGCAAAAGAAGAUGAAAAUUCCCAAGAUGUCCAUCAAGAAUUCAGGAAAUUCAAUUGAGAACAGUUUUGGAGAGGAGAGGAUGCCUCUCAGGCAUAAAAAGGCCCUUUCUCAGGACCAUGCACGCCCCAUUUCAAACUCCUCCAAAAGUUUGGCAGCAGUAGUGGCUCGCCUAGAGAGAAACGCCGCCAGUUCCUGUAUGGAAGGCGAAGACGAUCUGGAUGAGGAUCGACUGGCUGAGGAGGGAGAAGAUGCUGACGAUGAAGAUGAAGAUAUGGAAGCAGAACAGCAACAGCAGGAGCAGCAUCAUCAUCAUCACCAGCAGCAGCAGCAACAUCUCGAUGUGGACACAGAUGUGGCUGCGGCGGUUGUUCCUCGCGUCCAUUAUGAGGAGGUGGUCGUCAGCUACAGGCAACAGGAGGAGGAGAUGAGGAGGCUGCAGCAGGAGCUGGAGCGAACACGUCGGCAGCUGGUGCAGCAGACCAAGAAACUCAAGGAAUAUGGCAACCUGCUGACUGAAGUCAAAGAACUCAGGGACUUCAAUCGACGGCUGCAGGAUGUGCUUCUCAUGAGGCUGGGCAGUGAGCCUAUGCAUGACAGUGGCACUCAGACAAUCAAGGCUGAGGUGGGUGAACCCAUUGUUGAGACCCAGGAAACAUUCAGAGAAGAAGCCAACACCAGUUCCAGCUACUCACCAUCUCCUAGAACAGUCUACACAUGCAACGAUGGCAAGGUACACCUCGGUGGUGGGAUCUGGGUGGAGGAGGAGAAGUGGCACCAGUUGCAGCGCACCCAGGGAGACUCCAAGUUCACAAAGAACCUGGCUGUCAUGAUCUGGGGCACAGAAACCCUCAAAAACCGUAGCGUCACUGGAGUAGCUACCAAAAAGAAGAAAGACGCCCUUCCUAAACCUCCACUCUCACCAAGCAAGCUAAAAAUUGUCAGAGAGUGUCUGUACGACCGAGUUUCCCAAGAGACGGCAGACAGUGCGGAGAUAACGCAAAGAUUGUCCAAAGUGAACAAAUACAUUUGUGAGAAGAUCAUGGACAUCAACAAGUCCAUCAAGAACGAGGAGCGGCGGGAGUCCAAGCUGCUCAUCAGACAGACAGUCAAGAUGGAGAACUUUACCUAUGAUGGCAUGUAAAGACCAAGUGUUCUUCUGCGCCCCUCCUCUUCCCCAUCAAUCAUAGGUCAAAGGAUAUGGAGGGGGCUCAGUUUGGGCACAUUUGAUGUUGUCUUCACGGUCUCAGCAGCACCGCUAUUCCUUCAACUCAUCAAAUUGGUUAUGGUAUGAAACACAAAAGGCCCCUUUUAUAAGAAAAAGGGGGGGCAUUAAACAGCACCUUCCUCACAGCUCUGUUUGCCCAUUAAGUUACAGACAGCUUUACCCACCAGGCAGAUGGGAACAAACAUGAGUGUUUUUUUUUUUUUUUAAAUAAGCUUUACAAUGGGAUCAGUAUGAAGAAAUGGUUUGCCUAAGUGUGUCUGGGUUAAAAAAAGAUUGUGAAAUUAAUUUAUUGUUCUGUGUCAGAACAUCACUCUUGAGUCCUUUAAGCUUUUAAAAAGUAAAAGAUGACUUCCCUGGAUAAAAGUUUCCAGUUGCUGUAUGGUGGGAAACGUGCAUCUACUAGAGCUGUCUGGAUGUUUUGUGUGACUAAAACUGCUGGAGAACAGAGUGUCUGCAGUUGCACUUGGUUGCACUGGUACUCAAUAGGAGAGUCAAUAAGGAAAGUCUUAAUUCGUAACAGACAUAAUGUUGAAUGCAACAAAGAGUCUGUUGCUGCAAGAGAUUAUUGUGGCCAUGGCUUUAGGUCAGACACAACACAUUGUGCUCAUGAGAAUUUAGUAAUUACACAAAACGGUACUUAUUACCUUUUUUUCCCCCGUUUGCUUACUUGAAAGUAAAUUAAGGAAUUUUAUAAAAAGAACAUUUACAGAAAGGCAAAACAAAGUAUUCAUGGUGAAAUUUGCUUGCUGAAAUCUGGGAUGCUGCUUCCUUAGACUUCUUUAAAAACAAAAAGAAACCUCAAGUACAAGUAACAUGAAUACACACAUACAUUUUGCAACCUUUGGUUCCUCAAAAGGCGCUAUAUGAAUCUGAGUUAUUAAAUAGCAUCACUGUUAAAUGAAAAGCAUGUUUUUGUUUUAUUUUUUCUAUCUCAAAAACAAAAGGUUUGUUUUUUUUCCAGAUGAAAAACAAAACAUAAAAUAAAAUCUCGACAUAGGGGGGUACCUCCCAAGUUUGACUACAAUCCCUUCCGCGAUGCUGGUUGAAAUUAGUACAACUGUACAAUUGCUAUUGUACAAUGACCGAGCACAAGGAAGCAAUGCGGUUUCCCUGUGUUUGUGUUCAUGACUCUUAAUGAAAGCUGUCGGUGGCAGACAGUUUUACUGUUGAACAAGUAACGGUGGAGCAGGAAAGGCCUUAAAUGGAUUUGGCAAUCACCAGGGCAUGCCAUGCCCUUGGCUUUUCUAGUGAGCUGUGAUUGUAGUUGAAGCUGAAGUCUUGAGACUUCACCUGCACUUUGCUGUGAGAAUGUAAGAGUUGGCUAUCGGUACUCUUACGAGUAUCUGUGGAGUCGAACCUGAGCUGGGCCUCUUGGUACUCUGAAGGGGGGCUGUAGCUCAGGUCUUCUUCUUGUGGAUGAAACUGUGGGUAAAGCUGUCUGAGACAUGAUUGUUCUGGUGAUUUAUUGUAAAGCCCACAAUAACCCUAUUCUUAAGAAAUGCCAUUGGGGGGGACUAAGUAUGGCCACCCUAGGGACAUUUAAGUCAGACUUGUCCUUUUGUUUAUUUUGGUGUGUGUGUGUGUGUUUUUUUGUCCCAAAAUGUUUUCCGUGGGUGUUGGCCCAUUGAAACAAAAUGUUGAUUGAAAUCACAAGUGUGACCCAACAGAGCAAAACUGUGAAUCUGCUGCAGAGCUGCCUAUCAAGCCUUUGCUCCUCUUCACACAUCUACUACAUUUGUUGCUAGUUGCUGUUUCUCUCUGUCCCGCUGUGUUUAAAGGUAUUUCCAAAGUUCAACUGAGCCUUUUGUGAAGCUACCUUACGUUGUAGAGAGAGAUUGCAGCAUUUUUUUGUUUUUGUCUUGGAGUUCAGUUGUAAAUGUCCUGGACAAUUAUCUAAUUGAUGUUGUUAUCAUGUAUGUUUAUCUUUUUUUUAAAUAUAUAUAUUCUUUUUGAACUUUUGUUUUCCAUAUGACUUGUUGGCUUUAAAGCAUGAUGUAGAGUCCUGAAUAAGAACAAACAUCUCCCGAGCCAAAUUGAUCAGUGAUGCAAAGCUGAAGCUAUUAUUAGAGAAGCAGUAUGUUACAUUUAAUGAAAAACAUAACUCUUAAGGUAAACUUGUAAGUUGACAAGGUGACAAAUCAUUUACAUCGAAUGCACUUUAAACGUCAAUUCAUCCAUCUUAAAAACCCUCUUUUUUUUUUUUUGUUUUUUUUUUUUUUGGUUUGUUUUACAUCCAAAUACUAAAUUGAGGCCAAACAAUCCUUGUAUUAACAUGAUGCACCUUAAAAUGUUUUGUUUGUGAGUGGCAGGGUGUUUUGUUGACAUACCAAUGCUGAGCAGUAUGCUGGAUAGAUGUAUUCCUCAAAAGAUUUGUCACAUUAUUAUAACUGGAUUAUUUGACAGGAAGUUGGUCAUGUUUAGAUUUGCGAUCAGAUCGUCGUUGUUUUACAGAUAUGGUCAAUCUGAGCCAAACUUUUGAAUGCGAAACAAACGAGAUGCUGACUGAAUGAUCAGCGUGGUUUGCACAUUAAAAAAAUAGGCCCAUCCCUACUUAAUAGAACUUAUUUUUGUAUCUGUUGUUUGGGGUUCUAGUACUUCCACCAUAUGUUUUGGUUUCCCCUUGUAUUAAGCAAGACUUUAGCUUUACAAGUGUUUGCAUGGAGUUGUAAUACUGUAUAUUUCCUCAAAUAGUGGCCAACCCUACAAUGGACACUGUACCGCGAGUACCGGUCGACACUGUACCGCAAGGACCGGUAGUCACUGGGUGUGUCAUUCAGUCAAGACAAAGAAAUGGCGCUGUAAUUUCUAAACUGCUGAGCCCAUAUGAACUCGGUUUCUAAGUCCUUUGCUUACCAAAACAGCACCUCUUUGCUCAGUUUUCGUGUGUGUUGGAAACAUGUUCCAUGCGCAGUAUUAAAGAUGAUGUCUGAUGUGGAAGUGUUGUGUUUAACAACAAUUUUGAGUUCUGGAGACUUAUGCGAUUGCUCCACAAUGUUGUGUGCGUUUACGUUUAUGUUUCAGGGAGCUACGCAAUUUAGUUGUUCCGGCGAAUCUCACUUUUUUGUUUUGUUUUGUUUUGUUUUAAAUCUGUUUGGAAAAAUCGUCAGCCUAAUAGCACAAUUGCUUAUGAGUCAUUUGUGAAAAUCUUUGGAAAAUAUGAAAAAACACAAAUUCAACAAACAACAAGAGUGGAGUUGCUUCCAUUAAGCUUUGGCAUAUAACCAUGAGCUGGAUGGCUGAUAAUCUACAGACGUAAAGAAAAAAAACAAGCACAUUGUUGUUGAUAGUGACAUGACAGUUAUGCUGUUAGGCUAAUGAAAUUAAAGCCAUCCCCCUGUUAGAUGCCACUAUUUGAGGAAAUAUGAUACACGCGGUUUGAAUGGAAAGAUAUCCACUGUUCAAAAGCAACCUGACAGAAAUUCCGGUAAUGCUGUCAUGUAUGUUUUGUUUUUUUAGUUGUUUGAUGCCAAAAGGGGGUCAGGGAAAAGACAAUGCUUUAAGAGUUUGGCACCUUCUGAAAAGCUGGUUUCCUUCCUAGCGCUUUUACUUACUUGUAAACUGAGGUACUCAAUGUUUUGAACCCAGAUUCAGCUUAAUCAACAUCUUUGUAACAUGCACCAACCAGACGAAUAACCUGACAGAGGCGUUUGUUCACGGCUGUAUAGCAAAGUCGGGCUCUUCCAUUACUCUCACACCCAGGUCGUGCUGGAUAAAUGAGGAAAUUGAACCUCACCAGCUGUGAUUCUCUUUCUGUGCCACCUCCAGUUGCUGACAUGAAAUCAGACUGGUCUUUCAAAAUGCACAUAGAUCAAGGUGACACUAGCCAAGGUCUUGUCUGGAGCGUUUUGCACCAUUGACAGUCCAAUAAAAGCCGCCUCCUAGAAUUUUUGACUGCUUGGUGUACAUAGGACGUGACUGUUUGAGCCUCAGAGACAAUGCUGGGAGGAGCACAUUAUUUGGUCUCUAUUUUUGAUGACAAUAUCACUAACUUUGUAUACAAUCCACAAACCGGUUCUACUUCAUCCAACCUUCACCGUCCUACCUCAUUGUUACUCUGGUGUUUGUCAGUGACUCUAAACUGUGUGUAUAGUCAAAAGAAAAUUGAUAGUAAAAAGUUAUACCUGGUUACUCAAUGUGUACAGAAUAUAUAAAUAUAUAUGUAUAUAUCUUCUUAAACACCUCGAUUCACACUCAUUCUUGGAAAAGGAUGUCUUGAGCUGCUUCUUUGAUGAUGAUGCUGCUGUGCAUCGAGGGGCUGCGGCUGUGUUGUAAUCUGCUCUUUGCUACGUCGUGCAGUCGCUCCCGCUUGUGUUUUGUGUCUGUGCUGCGUUUGGAGAUUUUUACUGGUUGACGGUGCUACCAGCAAACCGUUCUAUACGGACCUCAAAUGGUGCUUUUUUUCUAUGUUUUUAACCCUCAUGGAGGAGGAGGGCGUGUUUAAUUCAGGCGCGUCAAUCACACCGCUUGUCCCUCAACACUGAUGAAAGCAACCCAAGCCAAAACGCUUUGCAGAAUGCUCAAACUUUUUUGCUGUUGAUGUGUCGUGUACGUGCUAUCCGCUCAAAUGCUGUUCUCUACUUGUCAGUCUCAUGAGUACCUCAGAACCUGUUGAUUUUACAAGGACCCGUCCGCUUUCAACGCCUGUUUGCUGCCAAUGUUUUAAGUGUGUUUGUGUAAUGUCAAGGGGAGGAGUUCUGGACCUUCCGUCUGUAUUGAUUGUCAUCACAGAAUUUAGUUUCACAAAAAAAUGGAUUCUAUUGACAGUUAGGGUUAACUACAGUGGUGCCUUGAGGUUUGCGUGUGAUUCGUUACGUGACUACAUUAGUAACUCAAAAACACUUCAUCUUUUCCCCACGGAAAUUAAUGUACUGUAAAUGAUACACUGUUUCAGCUUCUGAAAAAAAAAAUCUAAAAUGUGUUUUAAUAACUAAUAGGACUCUAUAAGCACCUUGGGCCUGGGUGCAGUAUAAUACAGAUAUGCAGUACUGUACACGGAGAUGGUCUCGGCCCCUCAGUAAGGCGCAGUUAUACUAGUUGUUCUUGACUGAGGAUAAAAAAUAUAUGAUGGCGUAUUGUUAUUUUUAGUUAUCAUUAUCAAGUUUUUGCUCUUUAAGCAAAAAGUAGUCCGAAUGACAGCUCGUAUCUUAGAAAACCGCAAGUUGGGUCACUCGUAUUUCAAUGCACCACUGUACUUAAAGAGCAAAAGCGGAAAAUGUACAAUCAGUGUGGCUGUUUAUGGCUUUUUGUGUUCGCUUUUUCUGGUUACUGUAUUUGGUAUGAUUCGAUACACAUUGCAUUCACCCUUUUUCUUUAAAAAAAAAAAAAAUGUCAGUAUUUAUGUAGCAGUGAGUACAACGUUGUCAGACUAUGACCCACCGCCGUACCAUUUCUGGACCUGGUUUAGUCAACUAAAUAUGCAUUAGUGUUUUGUUUUAGGAGAUUUUGUAAUUUAAAGUUUGUUUUUCUACUUGUAUGCGUUUCAACUAGGGAUGGGCAUUUGACUACAUUUCCUUGAUUGGCCAUGGUGAAAAUUAACCAGAAAUUAAUCAAUUAUUAUUUUGAAUUGGGGAGGAAAUUCUCUCUGAAUGAACUCCUGUUCCCACUCCAAUGUUGUAUUGAACUGAGGAACACUGAGACAAGGAGUUGUACCAUUGUGUGAAUGUAGCUCAACUUUCCCAAAACAUGUACUUGUUUACACUGCAAACUAGUUGAGAAUGAAUCAACAGCACCUCUGCUGGUUUGAUCCAAGUAGUGCACUCCAACAAUCAAGUCUGUUUCACACAACUCGGCCAGAUUCUUAACAAUCAAUUGAUUAUCAUGCCCAUCCUUAGGUUUCAACAAAAAAUUAUCUCCAAUGAGAUCAGAAUUUGUUCAGUCAUUUUCUUUGCAGCACUUAAGCCAUCCCUAGGACUAUUUGGUACAGUCAUUACAGUACAUCGGUCUGAUUGUGUCUGCACAACCAUGAUGUCAUGUCCGAAAGUGACGCAAUCGUCACGGCAACUCUGACUUUUACCACCAUAUUUAUUGUCAUUAAUGAAUUUAACUGUGCUGUACAGACCUCUUUGGGUUUAAGUGCAUUGCCAUGCCCAUUGGGGGCAAGACAGGGUAGUUAAUGCAUUGUUUUCCAGCCUGUUGGUAUGAUAAUGUGAAAGACACUCUUAUAAUUUCAGUCAACACUCCCUCAGCCUGCUUUAGCCUCCCAGAGGGAACGUUCUAUACUCGGCAAUAGUGUGUAUAUGUCCUUGCUCAACCGGCCACACCUCUGCUAUGCUGGCAACAUGCUUAGCAUCCUCUUAUGUGUCUCUUGCUCCUUUCAGGAACGUGUUUAAUAAAGCAAAAUAAAUCCAGACUUUUAUUCUAUCAGCACUAAUCUUGUUGGCCUUUUUAUUUUCCUUCCAAUUGCUACAUGUUUUUUUCUAGAUUCAUGUCAGAAGCUCAUCUUUUACAUUUAGUUUUUUUAAUUGACAGAUAAAGUUGAUUUGACUGAUUUAGAACUGUUGCUUUCCUAACCAAACAAUAAAAAAGCAUGCUAGAGUGUACAUUUUUAUAACCUAUUCUCUGUUAUUCGCUGA
Messenger RNA from Phycodurus eques (leafy seadragon), 8030 nucleotides. RefSeq names its product BEN domain containing 5 (gene bend5). Gene Ontology annotation, molecular function: DNA binding. Gene Ontology annotation, biological process: negative regulation of DNA-templated transcription. NCBI's taxonomy places the organism in Eukaryota, Metazoa, Chordata, Actinopteri, Syngnathiformes, Syngnathidae. The record is from RefSeq and is a predicted model, not a curated record.